Messenger RNA from Arabis nemorensis, 906 nucleotides. The record is from the annotation of a GenBank genome assembly. NCBI's taxonomy places the organism in Eukaryota, Viridiplantae, Streptophyta, Magnoliopsida, Brassicales, Brassicaceae.
AUGUCGUUGAAUCUCCUCGAGCAAACUCGCUUGAAUCACGAAGAGAUUGAGAGAUUGGAGAGAUUGGUUGUGAAAGAUCUAAAGACAGAACCGAAAUCGAGCAGAGACAGAUUGGUCCAGGGUCAUCGUGUUCGUAACGUGAUUGAAUCGAUCAUGCUUAACACGAAGAAACUUGUUGAAAUCUAUGAAGAUAAAGACGGAUCUAUGGAAGACGAGAUCUCAAGAGCGGUCGAUGAUCAGACAAAUCUGUUUUACGAUCGAUUGAGAGAGAUUCGUGAAUAUCAUAGAAACUAUCGUUCUUCUUCUGUUGUUGAUGACUUUGAAGGAGACUUUAAACCAGUGAUUUCGUUUAGUGGUGAGGAAGGUUAUGGUCGGUACUUGGAUUUGCAUGAUUUUUAUAACCAAUACGUCAACUUUGUGCAUCAAAAAGAUCGUAAAUUAAAGUUUUCUAAUCAAUACAGGAAGUAUAUGGAUGGUCUGCUGGAUUACUUGAUCAACUUUAUCAAGCGAACCGGGCCGUUGCAAGAUCUUGGGAGGAUAUUUGCUAAGGUUGAGACCGAUUUCGAGGAGCAAUAUGCACAAGGAAAAACACAGGGUAAUGAUAAUGUCAUUGAUCUUGAUUACUACACUCCAGUAGAGGAACUUAUAGAUUUGGGACCUGAAAAGUUAAAGGAAGCGUUGGGGUCAUUAGGAAUGAAAGUUGGUGGUACUGUGAAGCAGCGUGCCGAGAGACUUUUCUUGACAAAGCAUACGCCUUUGGAAAAGCUCGAUAAGAAGCAUUUUGCAAGACAUGAGUCUGAAAGCGGUGCUAAAAAGAUUGCAUUAACAGAGGCCAAAGUGAAGAAACUCUGUAUUUUACUUUCUGAGACAAUCAAAAGGACAAAAGAAAACAUCGAAAAGAAAUAG